Messenger RNA from Xyrichtys novacula (pearly razorfish), 3735 nucleotides. NCBI's taxonomy places the organism in Eukaryota, Metazoa, Chordata, Actinopteri, Labriformes, Labridae. The record is from the annotation of a GenBank genome assembly.
AUGGCUGUCGAGAGGUGAGUCAACAGAGUUAUGUUGAGUGAAAGUACUCUGUAAUGUCAGUAGAUUUCAAUGAAGCACACUCCCAAACACCUAACACAAAAAGACUAAACGCUUCAGAAAUGUUUAUUUCCAUUAGCAACUUCAACUUGAUUUCAUUUAUAUGGCAGUUUUCCUACAAAGCUGUAACACAAAGUGCCUUACAAAGCAUAAAAAGAAAAUGAAACAUUAAAAUCCCCAAGAAAACCCCAAACCUCCCACUCGCACAAUUAUACCCAUACACACACUGGUGCACAUAGACAUACAUUCCCACACACAACUUUACAUACACACGCACCUACACAGUUAGCAGCUGAUGGUGAGGAGACAUGACUGGGCACUGAGAUCUGAGGUGAGGAAGACGCUACCUUUGGGGGCCACGUCGACCGGGAGGCAUCCCGGCCCAUUGCUGCAGGGGGCGCCGUCACAGGGACCACCAGCCCGGGCAGACAGGAGGCUCCACACCAAGGUGGAGAGCUCUCUGGUUCCACCCGGGCCAGAGCUGUCCCCAGAACGGCGCCCCCACCAACAGACCAGAACCCGCUCCUGGUGAAGCAGCCCCCAGGAGGAAACACUGGAAAAACUGAGGGACUAAAAGAAUAAAAUAAGACAAAAAAGUAUAGAAACUAAAACUGAAGGAAUAAAACUGUAAUCGCUAAGACAGACCCAGUAAAUAAUGUACAACAGCUUUAACAUUUAUACCUUUCUCCAUGUUUUAUUAGCAGUUUAGCAUAGCUUUUUCAGCACUCAGCAUUUCCACGCAUUUUCUGCAAGGAAAUGCAAUUUUUCUAGUUAUUAUUUUUAGUCUGGCGUGUUUAACAGUGCACAGAAUCAUUUUAUCUUACAUUAUUUACUGGGUCUGUCUUAGCGAUUACAGUUUUAUUCCUUCAGUUUUAGUUUCUAUACUUUUUUGUCUUAUUUUAUUCUUUUAGUCCCUAGUAUAUCCCUAGAUAUACCGGUGAAAACUGGAUUAUUUAUCAUAUUGUUGUGAUUAAAAAAAGAUCGCUAUCGCUAAAUGCCGUUUACGUCUUCCAGGUUUGACAAACUGUUGUGAUAAUGUGACGCCCACUAAGUGUCAUCACAUUAGUGUGAUUGUCUUAUUUGUAUUUAACUGUUUAUUUGUACAUAACUUUGGCCAGUAGGUGGCAGUGUAGGGUUGUGUGGCCAUGUGUGCGUGCGCAGCCAGCUCCCGCCAGACCGAAACAGGAGCUCGGUGAAACGCUCCACAUCUCAACUGUCUCCUUCCUUAAUAACCUAUUUGCCUGUUUUCCAGGUGGGUAAUCCUUCACAAACCACAUCAAGAUAUCACUAGGUGUUAAUGUCGCUUUUGGUAACGUUUGUGCUUUGAUUUGGUUCCGAUUGAUGUGUGACAUAAACUUGUAGAGAUUCAGCAGGUUGUAUCAUUGUUUUGUAUGGGGGUGGUAAGAUGGCGUCUCCCACACGUGUUGCAUCCCGUCAUGUAUGGGCAUUACUCCUCCACUCUUUUAGUUAGAUGUACGUUUUGAUGUGGUUAAUGGCUGGCUCCAUUUUAUUAUUUUGUUCAUAUGGACUGAACCACAGUGUUAUCGCGUAUGAUGGGAAUGGUUUAAAGCCAUGAUGCAGAUAUGUAAAUAGUGUUGUUGAGUAAUACUGGUACUGUUUUGUAUUAAGUCCUGGUGCUAGCAGCAUCUUUACAUUAAAUGUGCACAGUAGAUGCAAUAUAAAUUAAAUGACCAAAAAUGGAAUUUGGAACAAAGGAGAGGUAUUAAAGGGGAAUUGCAGAGAUGACAGAAAGUGUACUAUUGUCAAAAUGUAAUGAUGACCGAAUGUUGUUUACUGUAUUUUGUUUUCUAUUGAAUGUAAUAGGAAGUGAUAUUGAAUAUUGAAUGUUCUAUGGACGUGGAAAUGUUAAAGUCUAGAUAGACAGUGAUACAGACAGUGUUAUUGAAUGCUGGGUAAAUGAAUAGUAAAGGGACAAUGCAGAAAGUACUAGUUAGAGAGGGAAUUUAUGGUGAAUUAUGAAUGACUGUGAAUAAACAGACCGAAACAGGAGCUUGGUGAAACGCUACACAUCUCAACUGUCUCCUUCCUUAAUAACCUAUUUGCCUGUUUUCCAAGUAUUUUAUAUCUGUUGUUUGGUGCCACAUCCUGGUACCUGCAACAAUAACGUCUUUUUCAGUCAAACUUUCGACCAAUUACAUCAUUUUUGCUCCAUAAACUGACAGCUGACCAAAAAUACCAAAAUACAGCUGGGAGUUCGAAGGGUUAACUCCGUUUUUAUGUUUUAGGUUGGUACCCUGAUGCUGAGCACCACUGGGAAAACUCUCCAUCAGGAGUUUUACUGCUUCAUCCCGGGCUCCGGGAUUAGGAACCAUGCCUUCAUCCACUACCGACGCCCUGGCCAACAGAAGCCUUAUGAACGGUGCCGUGAUCGACGGAGCCCACGUGCAGGUGUCGCUCGCCAAACCGGCCAGCAUGAAAGGCGGCGGCGUUCCUUGGAGGUUAGGAACCCCAACCCUAACCCUAACCCUUCCUCCUCAGGGUGUCCGGGCUCAGCCUUAGAGAUAGGGUAAGGAGCUCGGACACUCGGGAGGCGCUCAGAGGAGAACCGCUGCUCCUCCACGUCAGGAGGAGCAGACGCCUUCAGGGUCUGAAUCAGGAGUUUUUAAGCUCUGAUAGACCAAGUUCUGGUUUUUGAAGGUGGACUUUAGCGGACAAAGUUUGACCCCUCAGUCAUAUUCUGGAGGACUCUGUCGACUGUGUAGGAAGAGUUUCCAACACAAACCAACACUUCCUCAAAUAUCUUCAUGUUUUCAGAUGUAGAGACGUUUGAUCAGGAGGACAGAGCUGAUAGACUUCAUGAGGAGCUGUCAUGAGAGGAGAACCUUCAUGUUUUACAGUUGGGUGGGAAAUUAAAAUCCAGUCUUUCUGCAUGUGGAACUUUUGAGGACAGACGUUCAUUAAAAAAUAUGACUUUUCUCGUCUGUUUGAUGGGCUGAGAAAACAAACAAACUAAAAACUAUAAAUAAAUCAAUAAAAAUCAAUAAGAAGCUCCCUGCAGACCCAAGCAGGGUCAAUAUAGAGGGAGACGGGAUUCAUUCCCCUAACCCUAACCCUAAUCUUCAGCUACAAAUCUCUUUCUCCCAAUCAUUAAAUGUUUUUUUAUGUUUAUUUUUCAGGUGCAACAUCUAAAUUCAGAAACCCACCAGCAUCUCGGGGCCAAUAUGGCGACAAAUGACACAUUUACAGACAUUCUUCUGAAGGGCUGGACCAAGCUGACAGAAGCCACUCAUGCAGAGCAGAUGGCUUUCUUUGGGGUCAUCCUGUUUGUUGGUGAGUUUCUGUUUGUGUCGGUGUAGGGCACAAAUCUAUUGAGUUUGUAUUGUAUCUAUUGUACCUGACUCAAAGUACAACAUGUUUGUAUAGUUAUAAAGAUAUUUCAUAUGGCAUGGUAUAGAAUUUGAAUUUAUGGUAAUUUUGCAUAAUUGAAAUGCAAAAUUACCAUUCAUCUCUAUUUUUCCUGGUGCUUGUGCUUUUCAAUUCCUUCUUCAUAUUGUAUAGUCCUAUGCCAAAAAUAAAAAGCUCUCUUUGUGUUUUCUGCCUCUCUUUGCAGCUGCGGUGCUCCUGUUCUGCAUGGCGACCUGCGUACACUGCUGCUGCUGCUGGUGCUACAAACCGAAGCAUCACACUGCCAGAGUCCUACCUCUAUUGUCACGCUGA